GCAGCAUUUUCGACCCUUUCUCUCUCGAUCUCUGGGAACCCUUAAAGGAUUUCCCAUUCCCUUCCUCCUCAUCACUCUCCACAUUCCCUGAAUUUUCCCGGGAAAAUUCAGCUAUCCUGAACACCAGAAUCGACUGGAAGGAGACCCCAGAAGCCCACGUGUUCAAGGCAGACCUUCCGGGGCUGAAGAAAGAAGAGGUGAAGGUGGAGGUUGAAGACGACAGGGUGCUUCAGAUCAGCGGAGAGAGGAACGUAGAGAAGGAGGACAAGAACGACAAGUGGCACAGAGUGGAGCGCAGCAGCGGCAGGUUCUUGAGGAGGUUUCAGCUUCCUGAGAAUGCAAAGGUGGACGAGAUUAAGGCUGCAAUGGAGAAUGGGGUUCUGAGUGUCACUGUUCCAAAGGCAGAGGUGAAGAAGCCUGAUGUCAAAGCCAUUGAAAUCUCUGCUUUCCUGAACACGAUGAUCAACUGGAAGGAGACCCCAGCAGCCCAUGUGUUCAAGGCAUACCUUCCGGGGCUGAAGAAAGAAGAGGUGAAGGUGGAGCUCGAGGACGGCAUGGUGCUUCAGAUCAGUGGAGAGAGAAAUGUAGAGAUGGUGGACAAGAACGACAAAUGGCACAGAGUGGAGCACAGCAGCGGCAAGUUCUUGAGGAGGUUUCAGCUUCCAGAGAAUGCAAGGGUAGACGAGAUUAAGGCUGCAAUGGAGAAUGGGGUUCUGAGUGUCACUGUUCCCAAGGCAGGGCCAAAGCCAUUGAAAUCUCUGAUUUUGGAGUGUCAGUUUUCACCAAUGUAA
Messenger RNA from Prunus armeniaca (apricot), 791 nucleotides. The record is from the annotation of a GenBank genome assembly. Lineage: Eukaryota; Viridiplantae; Streptophyta; Magnoliopsida; Rosales; Rosaceae.